Molecule: messenger RNA, 93 nt
Organism: Phytophthora nicotianae INRA-310
Lineage: Eukaryota; Oomycota; Peronosporomycetes; Peronosporales; Peronosporaceae
Exons: 2
Coding region: 1-93 (30 amino acids)
Source: RefSeq, a predicted model, not a curated record
AUGGCGGAAGGGUUUUUACCGAAGAAACAAACAACCCACCCAAUGGUAGUGCCAUCACCACUACUGGAGGGACGUCAAACUCAGACAGGGUAA